Molecule: messenger RNA, 1594 nt
Organism: Anoplopoma fimbria (sablefish)
Lineage: Eukaryota; Metazoa; Chordata; Actinopteri; Perciformes; Anoplopomatidae
Gene: colec10
Product: collectin sub-family member 10 (C-type lectin)
Exons: 7
Coding region: 157-978 (273 amino acids)
Source: RefSeq, a predicted model, not a curated record
UGUUUGCUCAUUAGUGCUGCAUCCCCUGGUCUUAAAGUUAAAACAGUCAGUCGGUGCAUACUGGCACAUGAGAUACUCAGUCAAUACACUGCUGCUGGUACUGUCCUGCAAAUCUAAAAGCCAAGAUCUUCUCCAGUGGUUAGUGAUGAUUGGGAGAUGAUGGUGCUGUUGGAGCUCUGUGUGUUUGCAGCCGUGUUCAACUACAUCUCUGCCUCUACAGAGGUCUGCACCAACACCCUCCUACCUGGAGCUAAAGGAGACCAAGGUGAGAUUGGAGAGGAGGGAGAUCAGGGAAAACUGGGAAAGAAUGGACCAGCAGGACUUUCAGGAGUGUUAGGAGAGAAGGGGCUUAGAGGAGAGGUGGGCCACACAGGAAAGAUGGGGCCUGUUGGGGACAAAGGUAACAAAGGUGGUGCAGGUUUGGGCGGGCCCACUGGUCUAAAGGGGAAACCAGGCACAACAUGUGACUGUGGCAGGUACAGGAAGGUGGUUGGACAGCUGGAUGUCAACGUAGGCAAGCUGAGGAAUGCUGUCAAGUUUGUGAAAAAUGUUGUCUUGGGGCUGAAGGAAACAGAAGAGAGGUACUACCUGCUGGUGAAGGAGCCUAAGAGGUUCAGAGAGGCUUCAAUGAACUGCAAGUUGAGAGGAGGCACCCUAGCCAUGCCAAAAACUAGCAACACCAACCGUCUAAUGGCAGAAUAUGUUAGUCAGACGGGACUGACAAGAGUUUAUAUCGGAGUGCUGGCUCAAAGCAAGGACACAAAUGGAACAAGCACGCAUGUUUACGCAGACUCCAGCCCUCUGCAGGGGUUUGCAGCUUGGAGCCAAGAAGAGGAGCUCAACUCCAAAGUAUCUCCCACCACAAACUCAAGCUGUGUGGAGCUGCUCACAACUGGGGCUUGGAGUCAUGUGGAGUGUGAAGCCACUAUGUUUUUCAUCUGUGAGUUCCCAAAGAGCAGGAGAAGAGGAGGAGGAUGAAGAGGAGGGACACCUACUCCGGCAUCAUCAUGAGUCAAUGAGACAUUCAGACUUGCAUGCAAAAGAGAUAUAUGUAUACAUGUUUUGUAGAACUGGCAUCUAUAUAACCAUAAGCAUUAAAUUCCUAGUCCUUUCUACCUAAGAGUUUUAAUUUUAGUAGCAACUUACUCUUAUAGUCACUGUUGAUAAAUAUGCACAUUGAUUUCUUGAUAAAUUGAUUGAUCGUUUGAUUGAUAAAAAUGCACAUCACAAUUUCAUCAUAGUUUCCUCAAGACCAAGCUUAUGCCUUCAAAUGGCUUGUUUUGGAAUUGUUUUAUAACCAGCAAAUAUUAACAUUUGAUAAAGUAGAACUAUUUCAUUUUAACCGUUAUUGUUUCAGAAUAAUUUUCUGUUGAUACUCUGGAUGAUGCCGAAAAAGUAGGGGGGGAGCCAUGUGCAAAAAAAGACAGAUAAUUUAAUAUUCUCAUUAUAAGCACAAAUGCAAACAAUAGAGAAAAGCCUUUUGCUGGAUCAGCAACUAUUUAUUCCUCAGAGUAGCUGCUGAUCUAAGUCUUUUCUGUUUUCUUCCUGCCAUUAAUUGCCUGUAUAUUUGUACAUAUUGAGCACAUUAAACGUU